CGCGCUUUGUAUGCAGUGAAGAAUGAGGAAAUGUUCUCGCACUAUGUCAAACUUUUUUUGAAGCGGGGUCAAGUCACAUUCAGCCAGCGUGGGAAAGCAAAAACAAAAAAAAGUAGGAAAAGAAAGUGCUGCUGCUGCUUACACACGCAGUGAGGAAGGACAGGGAAAGAGAGAGUCUGGGAGGAGGAAAGACAUAGGAGAACAGCACUACCUCACAGCUUAUGGCUUUGCAAUGGGGACUGGCAGCUCAGCACAAUAAACUUUGAGGAAAAAUAAAGAAUAAUUGAUAAAUAGCCGUGUCAGCUCUGUGUUCUGUUACAAGCCUUCCUCACUGUUGCAGGAAUUUGCUGGGCUGAGGAUGGCUGGGCAGCAGAAGAGCUCAGAGCUGAGGCUACCUGUGUGGCCCAGAGAGAGGAGAAGUAUGACCAUGUGAGACAGCAGCUGCCUCUCUCUCUCUCUGUCUCUCAGUCACAAGGGGGAGUCAGAGCUGAUCUCAAUCCCCAGUGUUGCAGCCCAUCAUCAUCAUCCUCCCUCCAAGACACCCCAACUGCAAGUUCAAGCACCAAUCCAGAUGAUGUGACCAACCCAACCCCUCAGCUGGCCAGGGCUUCCUGCUCUAGCGUUGCUAGCUCUUCAAGUGAAUCUGUGCGCGCCUGUCUGAGCAGUUGGCUCCUCAUCUACCCUAAUCCCCUGGGUGCCGAACCGCUAAAGCGCUACUCUGCACUCUCCUGCUCUCCAUCCUCACUGUUUGGGCAGGCUCCAAGCCCUCCAGCAGCCUGGAAUAAAACACACCACCUAGCGGUCAGAUUCCCCAUCACGAUUAUGGAGAAGGACAGCCUGGCCGAUCAGCAGUACGAGUGUGUGGCUGAGAUAGGGGAAGGGGCGUAUGGCAAGGUGUUUAAGGCCCGCGACUUAAAGAACGGAGGUCGUUUUGUGGCUCUGAAACGAGUGCGGGUGCAGACCGGGGAGGAGGGCAUGCCGAUGUCUACCAUCCGGGAAGUGGCAGUGCUUCGUCAUCUGGAGACCUUCGAGCAUCCCAAUGUGGUCAGGUUGUUUGAUAUAUGUACAGUUUCACGGACAGACAGAGAGACAAAACUUACACUGGUGUUUGAACAUGUUGAUCAAGAUUUGACCACUUACUUGAAUAAAGUACCAGAUCCUGGGGUCCCAAAUGAAACUAUUAAGGAUAUGAUGUUCCAGCUUCUUCGAGGACUGGAUUUUCUUCAUUCCCAUAGAGUGGUGCAUCGAGACCUAAAGCCUCAAAACAUUCUUGUCACCAGCAACGGACAGAUAAAACUAGCAGACUUCGGCCUUGCCAGAAUUUACAGUUUUCAGAUGGCACUCACAUCAGUGGUGGUCACCUUAUGGUACAGAGCCCCAGAAGUCUUACUUCAGUCAAGUUACGCCACGCCAGUUGAUCUUUGGAGUGUUGGCUGUAUAUUUGCAGAAAUGUUUCGGCGAAAGCCACUUUUUCGUGGAAAUUCAGAUGUUGACCAAUUAGGAAAAAUCUUUGAUGUUAUUGGACUCCCAAAGGAAGACGAGUGGCCCCAUGAUGUGGCUGUUGCAAGGGACGCCUUGCAUUUUAAACAGCCUCUGCCCAUUGAAAAUGUUGUUCCAGAUAUAGAUGAGCAAGGCAAGGACUUACUUAUUAAAUGCUUAACCUUCACUCCAGCCAACCGCAUCUCUGCAUCAGGCGCUCUGUCCCACCCUUAUUUCCACGAUUUACAGAAAUACAAAGACAAUGUAGACUCUCACAGGCCAAGCGGCCAAAAGGGGGUGGAUAAAGUUUCUGCUGGAAACAAGACCAAUUGAUGUAGGGGAGGCACAUGGACACAACCCAGUGGAUGUGAAACUCCUCACGGAACCUUUUCUAUUCCCACAAGAAUCUCUGGAACACUGCUACUGUUCCUCCAAUCAAUGCAAGCCAAGUGCAGCUUACUUGUUUGUUUUGUGUAAAAUCUGGAUGAAUUCCAGUUAAAAUCAAAGCUGCUGAUUUUUUUUUUGCUGCUUACUUACAGUCCAGCAUUGAAGCUGCCGUAUCAGUUAGAUGAAGUCAGCCACUGCCAUAACAGGAUGGACUCUCAAUAUACAGCUGCUAAAGCCAAACUGGCUACCUGCUUUUAGGGGCUUCAAACUUAUGGGCCCUUAGUUGUAGAGAAGGAGAUAAGUAGCUUGUUGAUGACAUAUAGUAGUCAGUAUAGUAGUCAUUAUGGGAACUAUUAUUUUAUGUCAGUGUUACCCAACUUGCAUCAUUUUAAUUGUUGAAGUGCAAAUCCCAGCACAAAAAAAAUAAAUCCCUAAUUAUCAGAGACUUCAGCAGGACAUCUAGUAAGUGUUAGUGACAAAUAAACUAAAUUAAUUAGGGGUGUUUUUACACACUCACACAGAUUUAUCAAGGGUCGAAUUUCGAAUUGAAAAAAGGUAGAAAUUCGAAUUCAAAAAGACCAACUGAAAUUAAGUCAAAGGUUUUUUUUGGGGUCGAAUAGGUCAGUCUUCGAUCGAGUAGGUGGAAUUUAGGUUUCUAUUCAAUGGGAGCUGCUACAUGGACAAAGAAAUUCUAUUUUCACAUAAGAGUUGUCAAAUCUGCAACUUCCAGCUGAGGCUGAACUACAGCUUUUCCAACACUGUUCACCGUCGGCUUGCUGGAAGAUUUACUUCAACAAAAGAUUUAGAUGAGCACACAAACCUAUGGCGAAAGCUGCUUCCUAGGAAAGCAAUGUAUUUUGAGCUAAAAAGGGUGGGCCGGCAUUUUUACUGUAUAAUGCACCCCACCUAUAAACAGAAGAUACAAAUUCCUUUUAUGUGAAUUUGUUUGCUGAGCAAUGAAGAUUCCAGAAGGUUGGUUUUAAAUUAAGUGGGUAUUUAGCCUUUCGUUAAAAUGUUUUAUGGGUUAUUAAAAGAACAGCAGGGCAUCAUCUUUGCAAUGUGCUGUUUUACAAGAUAUGGAAAAUGCCUCAGAUGUAGCAAGCAGCAAGGCAGCUCCAACGUUCUGAGACUUGUUCAACAGCAGGCAAGGUUUGCCCUAUAAAUCGUUUGCAUUACCCCAUAUAAAGAAGAAUGCUGAGCAAAUGGAAAUGAAUGUACCAUAAUCAUACUGACAUAAAUCAUAUUUGCUAACCUUCAAGGCAGGUAAAUAAACCAAGGACCCCAUCCGUUGCUUUUCAGGUGCUACAACCAUAUGAAUGUGCUGUAACCUUCCAGUGGGUCCAUAGAAUGCAUCCUUGCAGUAACAUUAGCUUGAACUAGAAGGCCCUUACAGACCCCUCAGAUUUCUGAGAUCAUGCACCAUGAUGCCAAGAGAGCACAAAGCUAAGUGGGAUUUGGGUUUACUGUUGGGUACAGACAUCAUGGGGAAUAUUUAUAAAGGUAUAUCCAUUGAAAAGAUGGUGUAAAAAGUUGUGCACAAUGAAUGGCACUCAUAUAAAGCUCUGUUUUAAAAGCCAAUUACACCAUUUAUAAAGUUGUGCUUUGUUUCAAUGUCGGGCUAAUGUAAAAAUGAUGUCAUUACUUUACAGACCUCAGACCUGUUGUAACCCAUUGAAGUCAGUGGUGCAAAGAAAUUGUGUCUUGAAUAGGGGUGUUAAAGUGGCACAACAACUCCUCUUUUUACUCUAGACCAGGGAUCUCCAACCCUUUUCACCCAUGAGCAACAUUCAGAUGUAAAAAGAGUUUGGGAGCAACACAAGCAUGAAAAAUG
Xenopus laevis (African clawed frog) is the source of this 3697-nucleotide messenger RNA. It is a transcript of the gene cdk6.S, whose product is annotated as cyclin-dependent kinase 6. The record is from RefSeq and is a predicted model, not a curated record. Gene Ontology annotation, biological process: G1/S transition of mitotic cell cycle; signal transduction; regulation of gene expression. The transcript is spliced from 8 exons. Gene Ontology annotation, molecular function: protein serine/threonine kinase activity; cyclin-dependent protein serine/threonine kinase activity; kinase activity. Lineage: Eukaryota; Metazoa; Chordata; Amphibia; Anura; Pipidae. Gene Ontology annotation, cellular component: cytoplasm; nucleus; cyclin-dependent protein kinase holoenzyme complex. Bases 823 to 1812 code for a protein of 329 amino acids.